Molecule: messenger RNA, 3415 nt
Organism: Micropterus dolomieu (smallmouth bass)
Lineage: Eukaryota; Metazoa; Chordata; Actinopteri; Centrarchiformes; Centrarchidae
Gene: neff1
Exons: 4
Coding region: 97-1704 (535 amino acids)
Cellular component (GO): intermediate filament
Molecular function (GO): structural molecule activity
Source: RefSeq, a predicted model, not a curated record
ACCCUCACACACUCCUGAACUCCACUCUCUCUCUCUCUCUCUCUCUCUCUGACCGUACACAGCAGCGGGACCGCACACCGCCAAGGUAAAGGAAACAUGAGUUACUCCAGCGACAUUUACAGCAGCAGCUCCUAUCGGAAGAUUUUCGGAGAUGCCCCCCGGUCCGGCCGCGUGGGUCUGGGCAGCAGCCCGUCCCGCCUGCACUCUGCGGGGUACCGCAGCAGCCAACGCACCUAUGGUUCCCCCUCCGUGAUGUCCUCCACCACCUACCGCAGGACAGCAGCGCCCGGCCGCGUCUUCUCCUCCAUGCAGGACUCCAUGAUGGACUUUACCCAGUCCACCGCGGUCACCAACGAGCUCAAGAUCAUCCGCACCAACGAGAAGGAGCAGCUGCAGGGCCUCAACGACCGCUUCGUCACCUUCAUUGAGAAGGUGCACAACCUGGAGCAGCAGAAUAAAGUCCUGGAGGCAGAGGUCACGCUCCUGCGGCAGCGCAACAACGAGCCCUCGCGUCUGCACGAGCUGUACGAACAGGAGAUCCGCGAGCUGCGGGCGCGCGUGGAAGAGCUGACGCACGAGAAGAGCCAAAUGCACCUGGACUGCGUGCAGAUGAACGACACGAUGGAGCGCGUGAGGGAGAAGCUGGAGGAGGAGACCAGGCUGCGCGAGGAGGCGGAGAACACCCUGAAGGGCUACCGGAAGGACGUGGACGACGCCACCCUGGCGCGCCUGGAGCUGGAGAAGAAAGUGGAGUCUCUGCUGGACGAGAUCUCCUUCCUCAGGAAAGUUCAUGAGGAGGAGCUGCAGGAGCUGCAAGCUGCUCUGCAGGCCACACAGGUGUCAGUGGAGAUGGACAUGAGCAAACCGGACCUGACUGCUGCGCUGAAGGACAUCCGGGCUCAGUACGAGAACCUGUCGGCCAGGAACCAGGCCCAGGCAGAGGAGUGGUACCGCUCCAAGUUUGCCAGCGUGACCGAGGCGGCUGCCCGCAACCAGGACUCCAUCAAGCACUCGAAGGAGGAGCUGAGUGAGUACCGCAGGCAGGUACAGGCCCGCACCCUGGAGAUCGAGGCCCUCAGGGGCCACAACGAGGCCCUGGAGAGGCAGAUUGCUGAGAUGGAGGAUCGUCAUAACAACGAAAUGGGAGAGAUGCAGGAUACCAUUCAGCAGCUGGAGGCUGCCCUGCGCAGCACCAAAGGAGAAAUGUCCCGUCACCUGCGUGAAUACCAGGACUUACUGAACGUCAAGAUGGCGCUGGACAUUGAGAUCGCUGCCUACAGGAAACUGCUGGAAGGUGAAGAGUGCCGCCUCAGCUCCGUUGGCGGAGCCAUGGUCCAGUCCGGCUACCCGGGCUUCUCCUACAUGUCAGCCCGCACCUACACCCUCGGAGCCUCCAGGAAGUUCACAGCCAAGCCUGCGGAGGAGGAAGAGGAGGCGGAAGAAGAGGAGGAGGAAGAGGGAGAGGAGAACGAGGAGGAGGGCGUGGAGGGAGAAGAGGGAGAGGAGGGAGAUGACCAGGAGGAGGGUGAGGGUGAGGGAGAGGAUGGGGAGAAGGAAGAGGAAGAGGAGGAAGAGGAGAAGGAAGAGGAGAAGGAGGGGGAGAAGGAGGAAAAAGAGGAGAAGGAGGAAAAAGAGGAGAAGGAGGAAAAAGAGGAGAAGGAGAAGAAGAAGGAGAGUCCGACCGGCAAGAACAGCAAGAGCUAAACUGCUUGUGUCAACAUCAUCAUCUUCAUCAUUAUCAGUAACACUUUCCUCAUUCCGCCAAUCACUUAUAUGGAUCUGGUCCCUGUUCACAUCAUCGCCGUCACACACAAACACACUGCACAACUCUGCACCCUCCAGAUGCCUCACACCUGCUGUGUUUUUCACUCUUUUUUGCUCCGUAAUUCCUUUAGUAGAUGGAGAAGGAGCUUUAGAAGGGAAUAGAUAUAUUACAAGGCAGAAGAGUUUAAAUCAUUUACAUACUUUGCAGAGGUCGUCAUGAUUUAAUAUCCCCUCAGUGCAGAGAGACCUGCAGAAUAGCUGUAAUAGCAAUAGCUAGCAUGAUGUUACACGAGAAACUGAUAAUUUUUAUGAUAAUUCAUAUGAGCAACAGUAAAUGUGCCAUUCCUGAUCAAUAAUCACGGUGAGAGCAAUCAAACCUUGAAAGUAACAACUUUGUCAGCACACAGACUUUAGGAGAAACGCACAGCUCUUGCCAGUCCAACUUUUAUGGUGCUAUUUGAUUUUUACAUAUAAAAGUUGGGGAGUACUGUAAGUAUAAGAUGUCAUCAUAGACCGAAGCUCAUUCCUGAAUGACGGCUCGUUGCGCAGGAAAGUUUGGAGGAAAAACUGCUUCUAUUAGAACUCUUAAGUCCAACCCCACAUUUCCCACGGCAGGUGAAGGCGUUCCACUCCCCUCUUUCUUCCACUCCUUUCCUUUCAUCACUCUCCACUUGGUUCUGCAUCUCAUCCCACCUCGACAAAAUGAAAUGUACCACUAACCAUUCAAGAUCUUUGUCAAUCUCUCUAUUUCACUGCAGCGUCACAGCACAGCAGCAAAAGCUGUACAUACAAAUGUGUUGGGAGGGCGGUGGUAUUUUCAGUUGCUGGGAAGGAGGAGUGCUGCAGCUUCUCCAUGAGGAAGUGCAUCUUUGGGAAUGAAAAAUGUAGAGUUUAAAUUGCCGCUAUAUAUAUAUUUUUUGGGGAAUGAGAAUUAUCCCCCCCUUUGAUUGAUUCAUUUGUCGAUGAAUUUAUCAGCCAUCUCACCUGUCAGUUUGAUUUUUUAAGUCUACUUGCUUAAUUUCUUUCCCUUCAUUCUUCAGAGAUAAUCAAUCUUUUUUUUCUUUCUCCUCAUACAAAUGUGGUGGGGGUUUUGUUUAAUUUAGCUGGAUAAAGGAAACAAGAUGAAGGUGAACGAGGCUGUCGGUGUCAGGCAGCUGAUGAUGACAGUGACAGCCCUCAGGUCAGACUGUAAGUGGCAGGUUGGGCCGAUGCCACGGAGGUCAUGGCUAUAUGGUACGGAUGGUACAGAGUCGCAUCCAAGGGCUAUUUUCAUCAUAACUCCUUUCUAUCGCUUUGCCCUAAACUGAUAUAUUUCACUGUUGUUCAUCAUUUCACCCCCCCGGGCUUUUCUUUUUGACGAAUGAAUCAACCAAUGGGCAUGAAUGCAUGGCCUGACUCUUGGAGCUUGAAUAUCUGCUGGAUGGGAUAGAUUUCUGCUUGUUGUGUGUUCAAUUAAAAACUUAAAAACUUGCCUUAACCAUGACUGAAAGUUAAAAUAAAACUUGUUUUCACCUGCAUCUCACGUGUUUCUGGGGAGGCUGAGGAGUGCUGAUACUUUCCAGCCCUCUGCUAUACAACUGUGACUGUGUGUGCUGCUAUCUCAUGCAGUGAAGUUCCUCUCAAAGCCAAAUAAAGCCAUUUAUUAACCAAA